Molecule: messenger RNA, 6895 nt
Organism: Biomphalaria glabrata
Lineage: Eukaryota; Metazoa; Mollusca; Gastropoda; Planorbidae
Product: E3 ubiquitin-protein ligase MIB2-like
Exons: 18
Coding region: 150-2915 (921 amino acids)
Biological process (GO): protein ubiquitination
Cellular component (GO): cytoplasm
Molecular function (GO): ubiquitin-protein transferase activity; protein binding; zinc ion binding
Source: RefSeq, a predicted model, not a curated record
GCCAGAUUUGUUGCAAAAGAAAAAAAUCUGGCUAACUGAAACAAUAAGGAUAUUAUGGUAAAGAAAAUGGCUACUUUCAAUAACAGAUAACCUAAUUUUGUUUUCUCUUUCUAUUAUUGUUUUCCUCAAUGAGGAUUUAAAUAAUCGAAAUGGCUGUGGAAUUGGGUAUGCGAGUUGUUCGUGGACCAGAUUGGAAGUGGGGCAACCAAGAUAACGGAGAAGGCCAUGUUGGCACCAUUGUGGAAAUUGGUAGGCCAGGCAGCCAGACGUCACCUGACAAAACUGUUGUUGUACAGUGGGAUUCAGGUGCAAGAACCAAUUACAGGAUUGGCUAUCAGGGAGCAUAUGAUUUGCGUAUUUAUGAUAAUGCACCUUGUGGUGUGAAACAUCCAAACAUAAUCUGUGAUACCUGUCGUGUUCAAGGCAUUCUGGGAAUGCGGUGGAAAUGUUCAAAGUGUCGUGACUUUGAUCUAUGCAUGAUGUGUUACAUGAGCGACAAACAUGACUUAACUCACACUUUUUUUAGAUACGACAACAGCAACUCGAAAGGGGUGAAAGUACCCAAACGAAGAGACAGUCAAAAUCAGAAGGUCCUAGCUCAGGGCAUUUACGCUGGCGCCAAAGUGUGUAGGGGGCCUGAUUGGGAUUGGGCCAAUCAAGAUGGUGGAGAAGGCAAAGUGGGCAGAGUGACAGACAUUCGAGGCUGGGAUAACGAAUCAGGUCGCAGUGUGGCUCACGUCAUUUGGUCAUCUGGCUCCACCAAUGUCUACCGUAUGGGGCACAAGGGCAAAGUAGAUCUGAAGUACAUCCAUGCAACGCCAUCUGGGCAAUAUUACAGAGACCAUUUACCUGUUUUAGGUGAACAUGUGGAAUCUGAAGUCCCAGGUGUACAUAGCCAGUUCAAGGUGGGAGACAAAGUGAAGUGUGACCUAGAUGUUGAGAUUCUGAAACAGAUGCAAGAAGGUCAUGGAGGUUGGAAUCCUCGAAUGGCAGAUUAUAUCUCAAAAAUUGGGACUGUCCAUCGUAUCACUGACCGUGGAGAUGUGAGAGUCCAGUAUGAAGGCUGUGCCAAUAGAUGGACAUUUCACACAGAAGCUCUAACUAAAGUUAUAAUGUUCCACCCAGAAGACUUUGUCAAAAUCUCAGAUAAUCUUCAGUUGGUGAAAGAGCUACAGGCUGGACAUGGUGAAUGGACAGACGUAAUGAAAAAUACCCUUGGAAAGAUUGGCAUAGUGAAAAAAGUCUACGUAGACGGAGAUCUGAGGGUAGCUGUGGCCAACCAGGAGUGGACUUUUAAUCCUCUUUGUUGUACACUGGUGCCUCACGGAGCAGAAGAAAUGAACAAUACGCUUGGUUCUGGCCAUGAUCAGAGAGCAGCCAUGCCUGCUUUCACUUCAAUAUUGGAACAGCUAGCAGAGUUGCGGUCAUCCCAUGGUCAAGAAACAGGUCCAGAUCGCCUAGUCAGAGAAGCUGCCCAAGGGCAUGUUGAAGUUGUGAGGGAUAUUCUUUCCAAAUAUCCUGAUAAGGUUGACCAACAGAGCUCCGGGAAAACUGCCCUCCAGGUAGCCAGUCACCAAGGCCAUCGGGACAUUGUACAGCUCCUUCUCAAUGCCAAGGCCAGCCUUGAGGCCAAGGAUGAGGAUGGAGAUACUGCUUUGCAUUAUUCUGCUUUUGGCAACCAGCCAGAGGUGAUGAGACAGCUGUUGGAGAAAAGAGCUGAUGUGGACUCGUUGAACAAUGGCGGAUGCAGCACUCUCCAUGUAGCAGUCAACAAGCAGCAUCAGGAGUGUGUCAAGGUGCUGCUCAACUGGGGCUGCAAUGUCAACAUUCAGGAUGCCUAUGGAGACACAGCGUUACAUGACGCCAUAGGCAAAGAGAAUCCCACGAUCAUAGAACUUCUAGUCAACUACGAGAAAAUAGAUUUCCGGUUGAAGAACAAGAGAGGAUUUAAUGUUCUGCACCAUGCCGCCCUGAAAGGAAAUGUUUUUGCCACAGAGAAAAUACUUCAGAAGUGUAAAGAUAUUGUUGACAUCAAAAAGGAUGAUGGGUUCUCUUCCCUUCACCUGGCUGCUCUCAAUGGUCAUAGAGAUGUCGCACAAACAUUACUUCAGUUCAAUGCUGACAUAGAAAUAAGAAACAACCGACAGCAGACCCCAUUGUUGCUGGCAGUAUCUCAAGGUCACACUGCCAUCAUAGAUCUACUGGUAACACGGGGUGCCAAUAUCAACGUGUCCGACGAGGACGGUGACACGUGUCUCCACUUGGCCUUGAUGAGACAAACAGUGGCCACUGACAAGGAGAACUCGGCUGUUCUCACUGCGAUCCGCACCCAGUUGGGAAUGACAGAGAAAGAAGAACAGAAUGGUGCUGCUAUAGCCUGCUACCUGGCCCAGCAAGGAGCAGACUUGCACCAUAAGAACCACCAUGGCAAGACUCCCUUGGAGGUGAUCAGUGACCCAAAGAUAGAGGAGGUCAUCAAACAGUUUGCCACAGCGUUUUCCAUCAAACAUAAAAAUCUCUCUGCCAGACAAGUCAGGCCAGUGCUGAGAGAGUGUGCCAUUUGUGACAACAAGACCUCCCUGGUGACCUUUGUCCCCUGUGGUCACACGGUAGUGUGUACCAGCUGCUGCGUCAAGAUGAAGAAAUGCAUUGAGUGUAAAGUUUUGAUUGACCAAAAGAAAACACAAGAUGGUCAAGUGGUCAACCCGUCUGACUUAGCCACAAACUCAGAAGAAGCAUUGUUGAAGAGGAAAUUGCAGGAACUUGAAGACACCAUCAACUGCCCCAUCUGUAUGGAGAGACAUAGGAACAGGGUGUUCCAGUGUGGUCAUGCAACCUGUGGCAUCUGCGCAGAAUCCCUCAAGAACUGCCCCAUCUGUAGGAAACAAAUCCGACAGAAAAUCAAUUUGUUUUGAACAUUAUCUGUAAUUUUUCGUUCACUUUAUGACAUUGUAUAUAAUCCAAUAGCUCUUGUUCACAUUGUCCAGGAACAAUGCAACAGUCAGGAUUUUUGGUUUCAAGACCGACUGAAAGCUGUAUAUAAAUAUCUUGGCAUGGCAUUCAGAUUAAUUACAAGACAACACUAUGCCUCAAAUGUUUCUCUCAUGUUGCUGUGUAUUGUUUUGUUUCUAGUUAAAUGUUCACUCAAACAUUUCCGUUGACUAUUACCAGUGUGUGAGAUUUGACCCAGGGUUUGAUUGAUACACUUUGACAUAGCUUCACCAUGUACACAUCAAGAAUAGAUCAUUUGAUUCAUCAUGUGCGCAUCUGCCAAUGUUUCUCUGCCACACUGAGCUCUGUUAAGUGUGUAUAUAAAACAACUGUUUCUCAAACUCCCCUUGUCACUCUUGUAACCAACAAGUUUUGUUGUAUUGGACUCUGCUCUGGUCCAUUUGAUUUAUUACAAGGAAGAUAACUGUUAAGCAGUGGCAUAGCAAGAUCAAGAAUAUGGUGGUGACACCCCCCACCCCCUCAAGAGAAACUCAUAGGUUGAUAGUGACCAAAAAAAAUUGAGUUAUCCUGCAUGCAUCAAUAUAUUUACAAACAUAUUUAUUUAUGUACCACUUUUUCAAGUACAGAUCUAAUGAAGCUAGAGCAUCUUUCUAGUACAUCUAUUUGAAAGUUUAAAAAAAAAAAGUGUUAUUUCGAUGGCUAUUUUUAGUUAUGGGCCCAGACACAAUGAACCCUUCAUGCUAUGAUUGCUACUCCACUGCUGUUAUGUCAGCUCUAAGAAAGAAAAAUGCUGGGAAAAUUUCUUGUCAGGCUUUAAAAAAUUUGGUAAUUUUCUUUCCCGCACUUGCACUGGGUGUGCUUCAGAGAUUUUUGCUUGACCAAAUGCUGACCUAAAGUAAGGGAUUGUAUAAUACUAACCUAAAGUAAGGUCUUUAUUUAACAUAAAGUUUGGAUUUUUUUUUUGUCCAAAAAUAAUCUGUGUCUUAAAUGUUUUAAAGUAUGAAACAGAUGGAUUGAAUGUAUUAAAACCAGUCUCAGCUACCAUUGAGCUGGUUGUCCAAUGUAUCACUGGAUGCCAGGGAUUUGAACAUGGUUAACUUUUGUUUGGGUGUUUUUUUAUUUCCUGAAGGGCUGGUUUAGUUUGAUCAAUUCCUUGUUUGUUUAUUUAUUUAUCAAAGAAAAUACUUUCUCUUCAUGUAAAAACCUGCCAAUGUUUCACUGUAGGAAAUGUACAAUUUUUUUUUGUUUGUAAAGUUGCAUUGCACAUCCUGGUCUGGACGCACUCAAUAUUUGUAGAGUUUUUUUACAAUUUUUUUUUAAACUUCUCAAGUUAUUACAUAACUAGAGUCAACAUUUUACUGGAACUUAUUGACAUUAUUAUAUCUGCUUUAUUAGUUCUGCCUAGUUGACUCUACCCACUUUUGUUUUUUUUAUGAAGUUAGGAUACCCAAAAACAGGUGCUUUAAAUGUCACUUCUUCUGUGGCUUAAUAGUCUUUAGGCUGCCAUGCUGUUCAAUGGUAUAUCUAUUUAACUUUUGUUCAGUUUUAUUUUGAAUACCUGACAGUAAAUCCACACGUCCAUCUGAAUUUGGGAACCCUCUGGUCCCUGAAGUAUUUCACUACAUCCACCAUAGUCAGCUUUACAAAGGCAUUAGUUUCCUUCAGGUUCACUGCUAUAUGAAAUAGAAUGAAAUGUUUGAUAGGGUAGGCAAUUUAUUGUUAGAUGACAUAGAAUGAAUUGCAUGAUAAGGGAGACAAGUGUUGUUUGUUUCUGUAUUAUGAACAGCACAAUGAUAUCCCCUGUCACUUCACAUGAAGGGAGACCAUCACUCAGACAUGAACUCUUGUACCAAACUUUCACUUGUGAAGUUUACUUAGUAAAGGAAUUAAGCUGGGAGAUUGUUAAGUCCAAAGUUAUUAAAGUAAAGUUGUUUCUUUUAAAUGCCACAUACAUACAAAAUAUUCAAAUAGAACUCUGAACACUCUUAAUUUUCUAUUGAAACUGUGGGAUUUUUUUUUUUUUAUUUACAAGUAACUCAUUACUUGGACAAGUGAAUUAUGUAGAAACAAAUGUCUACUCUAUCUGUGUGUAUGUAAGUAUUGUUUUGAAAUUCAUACACAAUUGUUUACAUUACCUCAUAACUAUCUGCUGAACCUGGAGUCCCCAAACCACAAAACUUUUUUUUAUUUUGGUGCUGCCUACAUUAUGUCCAGCAAGUGAUGAUAUCUCUUAUAAUUUGUAUCUAUCAGCAACACUCUAGUAAAUUUUAAAGAUGGUAUCAUUUAAAAAUAAAUUUUAAAGAUAGUAUCAUAGAAUGAUCAUCUUGAUUUAAAUCUUAAUCUUGCAGGUUAAUCUUAUUUCACUUUUUUUUUUAAUAAACCUUUUGACUGCAAUACUGUCAGAUAUGUUUUUCUCUGUGACUAAGACUGGCAAGUUCUAAAAAUAGGUUCUUGGUUCCUGAUACAUUGUAGCAUUCAAUGAGGUUAGAAAAAGGAGAAAAUGACUUCAUAAGACAGACCUUUUGCUUCAUUUUUAAUUCAGAAUAAUUUUGACCUUGUGAUUUUUUUAAUUAUUUUUUUUUUGGACUCUUAGACAUUAAAAAAUGUUCAAAAUGGAUUAUAGAAUUACUUUUUUUUUAAGUUGACUUUCUACAAGGCAAAUUUUAAAAGUUUGGCUUCACUCUUCACAUUCCAAACUGUUGAUUUCUCUCCCUGGUAUUUAAAGCUACAUGUGAAAUGACAGCAUGACUUUCCUAGCAAUGUCUUCCUAGUUGCUCACCAUAUCCAUGAGUUGUUUGCUUUCUAGAGUUCCUGUUGUUAGGAUCACUUGGUGAGGCCUACACUCCUGUACAAGUGAUAGAUGUGUGUGUCUCUGUUCAUAGCAAGGUCAGCAUGCAGCAUGUAUUGGCUUGAUUUGAUUAUGUAUUGGCUGUUUGAUUGACUCAUCACACAUUUAGAUGUGAAUUGUUUGUGUGCCCAUGAAGAAUAGUUCUGCCCAGCCCUGUCCUCCCAAGCCUGAAAAUUGACCCACAUAAUGUUUGUUUCCUAGAUAGUACCGGUACAUUUUUGUUUCUAUUUGACAAGCCAGCUGUCUUAAACCGAAAACUUCUCCAUAACCACAGAGUCAAUCUUGCCUCUAUAGUUUAGACUUGAUCUCUUGUUUUUUUGUAUUAAUGUGAAAACAAAGUGGAUUUAUUUAAUUUGGGUGUCUACCUUUUUUAUAAAUGUAUGAAAAACAAAAUGGUUUGGGAUUAAAGAUUCUGGUGUAUUAAUUGAUGACUUCCUAGCGUGUAGUAUUUUUACCUGGUCAACUUUGCCCCAAUUUCUGCACCCCUUUUGGAUUAUAUCUAUGUCAGUGAGUGCUUCAAUGUCAAGGCUGGCAGAUAUCUUCAAGUUCAAGGAAACAAACUAUCUACUAAAUAUUCUAUGUACAUGUCAAAUCUAUUUAUUGGUAAGCCAAGAAUUAUUUUUUUUUAUCCUGUAAAGUUAAGAUUUUUUUUCAUGGAACGGGGGUUUUUAUUUGAGACAAAAAAUGUGUGUUCUGUUUUCUCUGUUAAGUUGAAGUUUUGGUUAUCAAAGAGAGAUGAGAACACUUUAAACAUUUAAGACAUGAAAAUGUUUCUUUGAAAGUUGUAUGUAAUGUUAGUUUUUUCUGAAGUAUGAAUAUUGCUUAACAAUAACCAAAAAAAUGUCAAUUUGACUGAAUUUUAACAGAAGUUUUGUGUAGUUCAUGGAAUUUCAAUUAAUCUGUAAAGUGUAGGAGGGCUGAAUCUGUUCUUUUUUUCAAAGUUUAGUUCAAAUAUUCGUUUUGCUCUUAGCAAAGAAAAAAAAUAUUUUUUUUUGCAUUUUUCUAUUAUAGAUACUAAAUUUUUAUAAAAAUUGUAUAUUAAGUUGUGUUUGUAAAUAAAAUUGAAAAUAAAAAUAAAUUUGAUUAUUAUAUAAA